Messenger RNA from Coniosporium apollinis CBS 100218, 459 nucleotides. RefSeq lists its product as uncharacterized. Gene Ontology annotation, biological process: proteasome assembly. The record is from RefSeq and is a predicted model, not a curated record. The transcript has 2 exons. Bases 1 to 459 code for a protein of 152 amino acids. Lineage: Eukaryota; Fungi; Ascomycota; Dothideomycetes.
AUGGCUUCCACAAUCACGAACGGCACGGAGCACCCCCCAGCAAAGCCGAUCCAACUCUCGUUCCCGCUCCCGCGCUCUCCCCAUACCCGGAUCCACAUGCAUCUCACCGUCCUGACAACCUCCAUCCUGCUCUUCCUGACCACAACAGCGGCCGACACGUCAAGCAGUGGCAGUCCCAUGGGCAGCUUCGUCUACGCUAUGCCAAAUCGGACGUCCCCCACAGCCCAGCCCCUCAGCACCGCCCUCUACACACAGUCACAAACCCUGGACUUCGCAACCCGCCUCGCCAAGAUCCUCGCUCGUCGCACCGGCAAACCAACCUACGUCGGCAACUCGAUCUCCUUCGCUGGUGCCGGCCUUGGGGGGACCGUGGAGGAGGAAAUGGAGGGUAUGGGCAAGGUCGUUGAGGUCGUGCUUGCUGAAGUCGGGAGGGCGAGUCAGCAGGAGGACGGGACGUGA